AUGCCCCGAUCAAAAGAAGGCUUCCUCUGGACUCCACAAACUACAAAAGAAGGCCUAGAAACCGAAGCCAUCGUACAAAGCUCCAAGAAUAUACAGUCCAUCUACGAUGUCAUCGUCAUCGGAAGUGGAUUCGCAGGCCUCAUCGCCGCACGCAAUCUAGCACAAGACCCUACCCUUCGAGUCCUCCUUGUCGAAGCACGCGAUCGCAUCGGCGGACGCACGUGGACUGCCAAAGCACUUGGCGAAGAAUUCGAGAUGGGCGGGACAUGGGUCCAUUGGAACCAGCCUCACUUGUACCAUGAACUUCAUCGUUACGGUCUGCACCGCUAUCUCAAGACUUCCGCGGGAACUAUAGCGCCGGAGAGGUAUUACUUCAAGGAGGCUCAAGCGCCGGUCCAGGAGAUUGCACCUGAGGAAAGUGUAGCUUCUCUUGAACGAGUCGCUGAGAAGUUCUUCUCUAUUGAUGGGAUGGAUAGUCGCGCUCUGAUGCCCUUUCCUCAUGAGCCUUUCCGGGAGCCGGCUGUUUGGAGACGAUAUGACCAUUUAACUGUCAAGCAGCGACUUGAUGCGUUGGACGGCAUAUCGCAGUUUGAAAGAGAUCUUUUUGAAUCAAACGUAGCCACUUUUGGUAGUGCUCCUGGAAGUGAACUCGGUUUCACCGAAGCACUUCGCUGGUUUGCCCUUGGUGGACAUAGUAUGGCUGGGGUCUUUGAGCGAGCUGGCAUCUAUAAGCUCGGCAAUGGGGGAAUGACGGCUUUUGCGCGAGUUAUUUUGCAAGACUUUGAGGGCGACCUGUUAUUCAACACUGUGGUGGAGAAAGUUGAGCAAGGUCGUAGGAGUGUCUUCCUACAACUGAAGAAUGGCAGACUCAUUGAUGCCAAGGCUGUGGUGUCAACCAUUCCCCUCAACUGUCUCGGCGAUGUCGAAUUCAACCCACCACUGCGCGCUCUCAAAGUCGAUGCCAUUGCAUCCGGUCAUAUCAACAAGGGAGCCAAGAUCCAUUUCAAACUCGCUCGCACCGAGCCGGGCUGGUUUGCGACCUGCGGCGCUUCUGGGACAUCGCCGUACGUCUUUGCAUUUUCUGAUCACAAUGGGCAUGAGCCGUCCGGUCCGCGGGGAACAUGGUGCAUCGGAUUCGGGUAUAACGGGCAUCUGGAGGACAAGAAGAAUAGCAAAGAUAUUAUUGCAGCGUUCCAGGAAAAUAUUCGCCCCAAUGCUGACAUCCAGGCGUACCUCACGCACGAUUGGGUGAAUGACCCUUUCGCCAAGGGAACAUGGAGCUGCUGGGGGCCUAAUCAGUUUAGUCGCUACGUUCAAGAGUUGCAAAAGGCAGAGGGUAGGGUGUUCUUCGCUAGUGCAGACUGGGCAGAUGGGUGGAGAGGGUUCGUGGACGGAGCCAUUGAGAGUGGGCAGAAGGCUGCAAAUGAGGUCAAGACGUUCCUUGAGGGCCAGCAGGAUACAAAGCUGUGA
Molecule: messenger RNA, 1470 nt
Organism: Penicillium daleae
Lineage: Eukaryota; Fungi; Ascomycota; Eurotiomycetes; Eurotiales; Aspergillaceae
Product: flavin monoamine oxidase family protein
Exons: 2
Coding region: 1-1470 (489 amino acids)
Molecular function (GO): oxidoreductase activity
Source: RefSeq, a predicted model, not a curated record